Messenger RNA from Diachasmimorpha longicaudata, 1421 nucleotides. Its product is annotated as cuticle protein CP14.6-like. Gene Ontology annotation, molecular function: structural constituent of chitin-based larval cuticle. Gene Ontology annotation, cellular component: chitin-based extracellular matrix. The coding region runs from base 97 to 519 and encodes 140 amino acids. The transcript has 2 exons. NCBI's taxonomy places the organism in Eukaryota, Metazoa, Arthropoda, Insecta, Hymenoptera, Braconidae. The record is from RefSeq and is a predicted model, not a curated record.
GGUGGUACCACCGAAAAUUCAGUUCCACAAUAAGCGUUCCCAUAAAAACAUUAAAAAAUCUCACCGUUAUUUUUUUUUUAUCAUUAUUAACCCACCAUGAUCUUCGCAGCGAAAUUCGUAGCGAUUGCGGCUCUCGUGGCCCUCGUAUCAUCUGCCCCGGCGGGCAACGAGCCGAAUGCCCCGGAAGUUACCAUCGUGAAGCAGAGUCAGGACGGCCCUAAUCCAGACGGCUCAUACGCAUACAGCUACGAGGCCUCCAACGGCAUCAACGUCGAGGAACAGGGCUCCCUCCAGCCGGCCACCAAUCCCGACGCUGAAAAUAAAGAAGCCAUGAGUGUUCAGGGCAGUUAUUCCUACCCCGAUGACAAUGGCAACAUCAUCCACGUGAACUACAAGGCCGACGAAAAUGGCUUCCAACCAGAGGGUGCACACCUCCCAGUCGCAGCCCCAAUACCAGAAGCCAUUCUCAGGGCCCUCGAGUGGAUCGCUGCACACCCUGAGGAGGAUAAAGCCCAGUAAAUCGAUCUGAAUCGAUUGACUCGAUUGACUCGACUGUCAGUCAAUCUCAAUUGCUCAAGCUGCGUCUAGUGUUUUUUUUUGUUUUUAUUUUUAUACGAAGCAAGCGCGAGGCUGAAUGGACAGUUCGGGGGUUUAUCAGGCGAAUGGAGAGAAAAAUUCAAAGAAUUAAUUACCAGGAAAAAUUAUCGAAUUUGGGAAAAUUAAGGAAAAUUUUGUGAAAUCAAUUUUAAUUACAUUUGGAGUUGGAAAUUAAAUUGGAAGACUUGCUACGAAUUUUUAUGAUUUUUUUUUUCAUCAUGACACUGGGAAAAUUAAUUAUUAAUUAGUAGUCGAUGAUAAUUAAUUAUUAAAUGAUUAAUAAUUCCGUCAAUUGAUUUUUUUUAUGAGAAUUUACAGAGUUUUUCCGAUAGGAAAUUUCAAGCACUCGGUUGAUCGCAAUUGAUAUUAUUAAUUAAUAACGAAUGAUGAUUAUUAAUGGAUAAUUGAUAUUUAUUGAUAAUUUGUUAUUGAUUAAUUAAUAAUUCGGCGAGUCAAUUUUUUCACAAGAAAUUCAAGCGAUUUUUCGAAUGGAAAUUGCAGAUUUUCGAUGGCAAAAACGAAUACGAUUGACGAAAUUAUUAUUCUUGUCUCGAUGCAACAAUCACUUUCUUAACUGUAUUAUUCCAUUAAAAAAUUAAUAAUUUCUCGGAAUUGUUAACUCACAUGAAAAAAUUGUGAAAGUUUUCAAACUCUCAUUAAAUCACUCGAAUUACUCCGUAAUUAUUACCGAAUAUUUCUCUCCAUCUUAAAAAAUCAUUUCGAAUCUCCAUUUUGCCCCACGUGCCCCCACCUCUAGCACAUGUAAUUAAGCCGUCGAAUACAUAUCUUUCGAUAAUAAAGACACGAAUUUAUGAACCUAAAAA